This is a messenger RNA of Pimephales promelas (fathead minnow), 2058 nucleotides long. RefSeq names its product phospholipase A2 group X (gene pla2g10). Lineage: Eukaryota; Metazoa; Chordata; Actinopteri; Cypriniformes; Leuciscidae. Gene Ontology annotation, biological process: arachidonate secretion; phospholipid metabolic process; lipid catabolic process. The record is from RefSeq and is a predicted model, not a curated record. Gene Ontology annotation, molecular function: phospholipid binding; calcium ion binding.
CAGAGGGGGCACAUUAUCCAACAGUCUCAGACUUUAACUUUCGACUUAAUUUUAACCCUGAGGAAACAUCAGCCUCCAGCAGUGUGUGUGUGUGUGUGUGUGUGAGAGAGAGAGAGAGAGAGAGAGAGAGAGAGAGAGAGUGCGAGGAUUAGGAGUAGGAGUGAUGUCCUGAGAUUACUCAGCAUCUAAAAUAAGCCCAGCACUGAGGAAGUCUGUUUAUCCGAGACUGAAGAACAGAGACUGGACUAUUACCUGUGAGCACAAUGACUGCGCUGUAUCACACAUUCCUGCUCUUUACAGUCAGCAUGGCUUCCCUGCAGCCACAGAGGUCUCCAAGGAGUAAAAGGGGUCUGCUGGAACUAGCUGGGGUUAUCAAGUGCAGCACGGGACGAUUAGCUUUAUCCUAUGUGAUGUACGGAUGUUACUGCGGUAUUGGGGGUCAAGGGUGGCCCAGAGACAGAGCGGACUGGUGUUGUCACAAGCAUGACUGCUGUUAUGGGGAUGCAGAACUUGCGGGCUGUCAAACAAAAACGGACCGGUAUCAGUGGACGUGCGAUGACAAGCAGGCCGACUGUGACGUGCUUAAUGACAGAUGUGCGCAAAUCCUCUGCCGAUGCGACAGGGAAGCGGCCAGAUGCCUCAGAAGGGCUCCGUUCAACCAAAAGUACGCUCUGUGGCCGGAUUUCCUCUGUGGAUGUGUUCAUCCUACCUGCAACAUUUACUAAUGUCAGGACCUAAUGCUUGGAGAGCUUGUUUGAUGAAUAUUAGUUUGAAUUUAUAUUGUUAAAAGAAUUUCCAUUUUCUACAUAUGUAUUUUAUAUUUGCAUAGUUGACUUUCAAAAGUGAAUUGAAUAAAGUAUGUGCAAAAUAUUCAUAAUUUUGCUCAUCCUUUAUAAAGUACAUAGCCAAAUUACAGUCAUGACAUCAGAGUGUUUUCUGAAUGGCACUUCACCAUUUUUGCCUGUAGGGGGCGGCCGGGGCUAGUUGUCACACUAGUUGCCUAUAGUAUUUCUCAGGAUAGGUUUAGUUUAGACAAAUGUGACACAAACAACAAGUACCAUACUGUUAGGACCUCGUCAUGCAGACCUCACAAUACGCACAACAGCUUCAAUACACAAGACAUAAACAGGUUUUGCAUUUCCUGAGAAACGGUGUCACUUUGAUCUUCCAAAAUGGACCCUUUUGGUUCACACCUUUACAGACAGAUUCAGUGUAAUUAAAUCGAAUAUUUACUUUUACAUUACAUUACACUUUUACAUGCAUUUUGCAGACUAUUUGUAUCCAAAGCGACUUUAACGAACAGAACGUCGAGGUCGACUAUAUACAGAACGCCAACUAUAUUAUAUACUCAAUGCAGAUUUAUUUUACGACUGGAUCAGGAAGAAAGCUAUGAGAAGAGUAGAAAUGCUGAGAAGAUUGUGUGUGUCUGGGCGUAGCUUGCAGGGGGCUAUAGCGAAUGAAAGAUGCUACUAGUUUUACAAAUACAGUAAAUGAUAUUUUCAACUUGAAAGUAAUUAUGCCUUUAAUGUAUACAUUUGGAAUUGUUAUUUUGGAAAUAAAUGAAUGAAUCCAAUCAAACUUACGUCUCCACAAUCUCAUUAGAUUUAUAUUAGAAGUUAUCGCAUGAUGAAUCUUCAUUUUGGUGGUAAAUAACAGCAACAGUGUGUCUAGAGGGUGAGCACAGCAAAAGAGACUCAGCGAAGCUCUUACAAGUCAUCUGAUGUAUCGCGCUUGCUGCUCUUAACGUAAACCACUUCUACAUUAUUAGGCUAAUUUGGAGUGUGAAUAUGUUGGUUUACUAUUAGAAAAGCUCAAAUGUUGACUGACAGACACUCCAUGCGAUGCCAUUGUCCCAGCAAAAACGUCCCGAGUAAGUUCAUAAAUAAAAAUCAGUCCACAGGUGUUCACAACCUAGGAAGUCGAGGAAGGCUGAGUUUUUUAAGGUUUUGUUACAAGCUGUUCACACAUUCACAACAAAAAAGCAACGAAUACAUGGGAAUUCUUACAUAUAGCACCUUAAAUGGCUUUUUAGAAAAAUCCAACAAUGGUCUAAAAUGG